This is a messenger RNA of Eriocheir sinensis (Chinese mitten crab), 2010 nucleotides long. RefSeq names its product cytochrome b5-related protein-like. The coding region runs from base 260 to 1585 and encodes 441 amino acids. The record is from RefSeq and is a predicted model, not a curated record. Gene Ontology annotation, biological process: lipid metabolic process. The transcript is spliced from 7 exons. Gene Ontology annotation, cellular component: mitochondrion. Gene Ontology annotation, molecular function: heme binding. Lineage: Eukaryota; Metazoa; Arthropoda; Malacostraca; Decapoda; Varunidae.
GCCAAUCACAACCAAGAGGCUGCACCCAAUCCCAAGGCAGCAUAAAGGGUACACGACCUCACAGCGAUAUAAAUACGCCUGCAAGGGAACCACUGGCAAGUUAUUCUGUGUACUGUGGAGUGCCUCAGCGGGUGCACCAGGAAGAAAAGGCAAACAGUGCCGCCAAGCCACUGGACGCAGUGCGACUCGUCGGGGCAGCAGUGUCCGUGCCGUCCUACAACACAGGGUUAAAAAGAGGUACUUUUAACCCUGCUACAGCAUGGCGCCUCGUGAGGGUGACGCCCAGAGUGGUGACAGCAGCAUCAAGCUAACCGCUUACAAAAAGUUUCCAACAAACUACCCGCACAAGACCUUCCAGGAGUGGCUAAGCGCGAAGAGAAUAGAUGAUGAUGUUGGUCCCUACUGGCGAGUGCACGACAAGCUCUAUGACCUCACAGACUUCAUCGACAAACACCCAGGAGGGAAGAUGUGGCUGCAGGUGACCAAGGGCACAGACAUCACGGAAGCCUUUGAGGCUUCACACUUCGGUGAAGGACCGGAGAAGCUCCUUCAGAAAUACUACAUCAAAGACACCAAAACACCCAGGAAUUCGCCGUACACCUUUCACGAAAAUGGCUUCUACAAAACCUUGAAACGAAGGGUACGACCCAUCCUGAAAAACCUUGGACGAGGCCCCUCCUGGAAAACAGUGCUGAUCCAGGACGGCUUGGCUCUUUCCUAUGUGCUCCUGACGCUUGCUUCAACAGCAUUAUCUUCCUACACUCUUGCAGCUUUUGCAGGCACUGCUCUCGCCUUUAUGGUCGUUUGUGCUCACAACUUUUUCCAUCAACGUGACAACUGGAGAAUGUAUUACUAUGACUUGUCACUUCACUCAUCUUAUGAAUGGCGCGUGACCCAUGCCCUCUCACACCACCUUCACACCAACACGGCCAAUGAUAUUGAGAUAUCUGCGCUGGAACCAUUCUGGGAAUUGUUACCAAAGUCUGACAAGAAAUUCGUCCAGAGAUAUGCUGGCUUCAUCUACGAACAGGCAUUAAUUGCAGUCAUUUACUUCAUGGAACUGUCAAAACGGAUGUAUAAUGGAUUUACUGGGGUAACACCACUACGCCCAGAAAAUUUCUUGAUAUUCUUGGAGUUGCUAGUGAUGGCAGCCAUUUCAUCAUCCUUUUGGGUGGCUCUCAAGCUAUUUCUGACCAUCCACGUCACCUUCAGUAUUGUAUUCCUGAACAUCGGUCUGACCGUAGCCCAUCACCACCCGGACAUUUUCCACGAUGGGGACAGGAUGAGGGAUGACCCAGACUGGGGUCUGUGCCAGCUGGAUGCAGUGAGGGACAGAUACGAGGUGGCGGGUAACCUAUUCCUAGUGCUGAUAAGCUUUGGUGACCACACCCUGCACCACCUCCUGCCCACUGUUGACCACUCCAAGCUGAACAGCCUCUACCCGGCCUUCCUAGAAACAUGCAAAGAAUUCGAUAUUCCGUUUACCUUCAUGAAAUGGUCAACUUUGGCGGUCGGAAAGUACAUGCAGAUGGCCAGAAUCACCACAAAUAACAACUAUCCGGGAUUUAAGAAAAAAGCUUCUUAGAAUUUAUAAUCAAUUGGCCAAAUAUUAUUACAACGUGAUCUACCUUCCUUGAAUCCAUGUAGUGAACUGAAAGUUAGAAUAUGCUCUACUAAACACUCACAAUUUUUAUAUAAUAUAAUGGACUCAACUAGUUAACCUGAUACUGAUGUAAUACUUUUUGGCAGGUAGGGAGUCAUUCAUUGUUCAUUAAUUGUUUCAUUGUAUAGGAAUAACAUAGGUAUGUCAGUUAUUAUAUAAGUAGAACAUGAGUGCGGGGUUCCAGAUGUUUGAUAUUGUUAUCCAAAAGCUUGAACUUAUUUACUGUCGGGGGCGAUUCAGAGGAAGUUUUGGAUAUUACAAUAUAUCAGGGAAACUGCUGGAUUUUUUUCUAAAACACACACACACACACACACACACACACACACACAUACAUAUACAUACAUACA